Chaetomium strumarium is the source of this 692-nucleotide messenger RNA. RefSeq lists its product as uncharacterized. The record is from RefSeq and is a predicted model, not a curated record. The transcript has a single exon. Lineage: Eukaryota; Fungi; Ascomycota; Sordariomycetes; Sordariales; Chaetomiaceae. The coding region runs from base 27 to 269 and encodes 80 amino acids.
UUUAGUAUUUACCAUCCACCUACUGAAUGGUCUUACCUCGGAACCUGGCACUUGUCUUGUAUACCUUACUUCACCUAAGCUCUAUACUGGAGGUUCUAACUUGUCAAGGAAACGCCCAGACUCCUGUCGCCCAACUGCUUCCAUACAUCCCAUCCCGUCUUCUGCAUCCGCUUAUAGCCUGGAGCUGUGCCGAGAGAGCUCCGAAUGUUGCUUGCUGUGGAGCAGUCCACCAGCACCUGCGGACCUGCGGACACCCAACUCCAUCAUGAUUCAUGAGCAUGCAAUUGCCCAAUCAUCUAGACGACGGCCAGGAACGCGAAAAGCACGCCGAUGAGAGUGAGAGUAGCAACUACGGUAGCAAGCCCAUUCCGCUCGGCAAGAUAGGGUUCCACCCUUGUCUUAUCUGAUGAUCUGAUAAAUUUUGCUUCGGGGAACAAGGGUGCUUGUUGGUUCCAGUGUGGAUUUUAUUUAGCCAGUUGCUUUGACUCACCAUCAUUCCUCCCGAGGCACCAUCCCAAAAGAUAGGUGAAAAUCCCCGUUGAGAAUGAACUCAACCUCUAUCUGAGAGCUUACUUCUUGGCCGGGCCACCCCACCAAGGGACCCGGGAAAUCUCUCCAUCAUUUUACAGGAUUGCUCGAACCAUGUUCGCUAGAGGGGUUAACGCCGUGUGCAAGAAAAGCUUCUCGGUGGC